AUGUCAACGGGUCCUCAGGAGUCUAUCGAUGAGCUGCGGAGUGAGCUGCAGCAGUUAGAAAACUUACUCAUGAAGCGAGAGGAGGCGCUUCUGCACAAAAGACAGCAGUCUCAGAGGCUUAACAGUGAUCUGGCAGACGCUCACCUCGAGACAGCUUCGCAAGAAGCGUCGAAGGCGGCCGCUAGCGAUGCGUACCGAGCUGCAUCCCGCGCGAAGCAGGUGCUCGAAAACAACCAGGCACAAAGCAGCCAGUCUUUGAGGCCGAAUCGGGAGGAGUAUGUUAGCCAGCUAAUAGAGGCGGACGGCGCGAAAAAGAGUGUUGAGACAGAGGCCGGGGAGAUUUCUGCUCGGAUCAAAGGGCUGAAGGAGAAAAAAGUGGACGCGCAGAAGCGCCUUACGGUGGCUCGUCUCAUGUCAAUGCUGGACGACUUGCAAAACCUGCUGAAGAAAAAAGUGCACGGCCCGAGCGGUGGCGAGGAGACACGGGCACAGGAGCUUCUGAAGACCGUGCAGGAGUUGUCUCGGGAGCGCGAGCGCACGAUUCACUUUCUUUCGAAGAAGGAGCGAGAGAUGGCCGCCCUUAUCAACUUGAAGCAGCAGCGUGUCGAGGAGCUGCGAAGUGAGUUCACACGGAAUGUGAGCACGUAUGCGGACUCGAACGUCAAGGAGCUGUUUGGUGUCGCACAGCGCAUCCAGGUGGAGCGCAGCCAGCUUCUGCGUGAAAUCGAGCGUCUUGAGGAGGCAAAUCAAAAGAUUGUCGAUGUCCUAACGGAUACCAAGUACACCACAGAGUCGGCAAUCAAGGAUCGUGAUACGGCGCUGUCGGGCGUCACAAUGAUGGGCGUUUCGCUGAACCCAGAAAAGGAGAGCUUGCAGUUGCGCGAGCGCAUUAAUAAGGCCAACUCAGAGCGUCGAAUGUACAUGCUGAAGACCGAGGAGUUGCAGGGAAACAUUGACGAGGAGACGUUGGCGUACAGCGCCUGUAUGUCAAAGCUUCGCAAGGAGUUUCUUUUCUACCAAGAUGAGAGCAUCCGUUUUGAGAAGGAGAACAAGAAGCUUAAAGACCUUUGCGACGCUCUCGCUAGGUCGCUCGGUGACUAG
Leishmania braziliensis MHOM/BR/75/M2904 is the source of this 1101-nucleotide messenger RNA. RefSeq lists its product as hypothetical. The transcript has a single exon. Lineage: Eukaryota; Euglenozoa; Kinetoplastea; Trypanosomatida; Trypanosomatidae. The record is from RefSeq and is a predicted model, not a curated record. The coding region runs from base 1 to 1101 and encodes 366 amino acids.